Messenger RNA from Notolabrus celidotus (New Zealand spotty), 1386 nucleotides. RefSeq names its product solute carrier family 51 subunit alpha (gene slc51a). The record is from RefSeq and is a predicted model, not a curated record. NCBI's taxonomy places the organism in Eukaryota, Metazoa, Chordata, Actinopteri, Labriformes, Labridae. The transcript is spliced from 8 exons. The coding region runs from base 258 to 1226 and encodes 322 amino acids. Gene Ontology annotation, biological process: transport. Gene Ontology annotation, molecular function: transporter activity.
CAGCCUGUCGCGAGCCCGCAAACAAUCCCCGUCCUCCGGGUCCACGGAGGAGGCGGGCUCUUGUAUUGCAACAAGUGUUUGGGGUGCCCUGCAGGCACAUAUCCCUCUGUGGAAACUUUCGGAACGCCCUUUGGAUCUUUGGAGAGGAGAGAGUCAACGCUGCUACCGACUUUCACACAUCGAGCGUCUGUGAAGGUGCGCAGCAGGAGAUAUUACAGAAACUUUGAUUUGAGAAUCCACCGACAACAGCACCCAGCAUGGAUAAUGGAUCAAUCCCAGCUCCUGACCCGGGCUGCCUGGGUCAACCUCCUCUCGCUAUCGACAUCAUCCUCAAGUUAGACAUCUUCGGCAUCAUCCUGUACUCCGUGCUCACCUUCAUGGCGGUGAUAUCCAUGCUGGUUUACAUAGAGGAGUGUGUCUACAUCUAUAAGAAAGUCCCCAACAAUAAGAAGAGUGUGAUCAUCUGGGUGAACGGGGCAGCACCGGUGAUUGGCAGCAUGUCGUGUAUGGGGAUGUGGAUUCCCAGAGCAACCAUGUUUACUGAUAUGUUCUCCGCCUGCUACUUCUCCAUUGUGGUGUUCAAGUUCCUGAUCCUGAUGGUGGAGGAGGUGGGUGGUGACGAGGCCUUCCUCAGGCGAGCAGGGAAACAUAAGCUCAGGAUCAGCACAGGGCCGUGCUGCUGCUGCUGCCCAUGUCUACCAUAUGUUGCCAUCACAAAGCGCUCUCUAUUCCUGCUCAAACUUGGCUCCUUCCAGUUUGCUCUCCUGAAGCCGGUCUUCACCAUCCUCUCUAUUGUCCUCUGGACCAACGGAACCUUUAACCUUGCUGAUUUGACCAUUACUGGGUCUGCCAUAUGGAUUAACCCCUUCGUGGGUAUCUUGACGAUCAUAGCCUUGUGGCCUGUAGCGAUCAUGUUCAUGCACCUGAGGAUUACCCUGCGCUCACUCAAGAUCAUCCCCAAGUACGCCUUGUACCAGCUUGUUCUAGUCCUGAGCCAGCUACAAACGGCAAUCAUCAACAUAUUGGCCUUAAAUGGAACCAUAGCCUGUGCUCCGCCCUUCUCUGCCCCAGCCAGAGGAUACAUGAUGAGUCAGCAGCUUUUGAUCCUGGAGAUGUUCAUCAUCACGCUGGCAACGCGUCUCCUGUACCGCCGACAGUAUGAUCCUCUGCCUGAAGAAGAGGAGCACGACGACAAUGAAAACUCUAAGAUGGCUCCUCUGCCAUGAGCUGUGUGUUAGGAGUAUAUGCGUGUGUGCCUGUGUGCGUGUGUGCCUGUUUGUGUGUGUGUGUGUGUGUGUGUGUGAGUUCGCAAGUGUCAUUUUUAUUCCCUGCAUGUAUUUGAUUAUGAGAUUAUAUAUAAAUGAAUAAAUAUGAAUUAUAUGUAAA